Messenger RNA from Zophobas morio, 2013 nucleotides. RefSeq names its product G-protein coupled receptor Mth2-like. The record is from RefSeq and is a predicted model, not a curated record. Gene Ontology annotation, biological process: G protein-coupled receptor signaling pathway; cell surface receptor signaling pathway. Gene Ontology annotation, molecular function: G protein-coupled receptor activity. NCBI's taxonomy places the organism in Eukaryota, Metazoa, Arthropoda, Insecta, Coleoptera, Tenebrionidae. Gene Ontology annotation, cellular component: membrane. The transcript has 8 exons. The coding region runs from base 288 to 1844 and encodes 518 amino acids.
GAGUAUUUGAUUUUAUCAUCGGUGAUGAAAACAAGAAAACAAGGAAUGCAUCUACCUGUUCGUGACUAUUUCUACUUUUAGUAACUGUAUUCGACCAAAAGUUCAAAAGGCAACCCGCGUUAAUAAAUUCCCCAAGAUAGAAAUUUUCGUCGCCUUUAGAAGACUUCAGUGAAUAACGUAAGAGCAAGAAACAGGAGACAACCCUUCCUGUGGUGUGGUAGAGAUACGGGAACAAAUUGUUUAACAAAACUUGGUCAGUGUACCUUUAUCCUGCGAUACUACAAAACAUGUUUCUACUGAUUUUUUUUGUGCUAUUGUUUUCUACUGUGAACUCUCUAAAACCACCAUGCCCGAAGGUGUUAGCUUUAAACAUUACAACAGGAAACCGAUAUGGCAGUCUGAUAGUAAAAGACGAUGUAACGUUUAAUGAAAACAACUAUUUUGCCGAAAAUGGAACUAUCUACGGUUGCAUCUGUAAUAUAAAGAAUUGUAUAAGAAAAUGCUGCGGUCCGACUGAAAUUAUGGUAAAUCAUACAUGCACUCCAGAGCACACUACUUUGAAUUAUAAAAUACAUAGUGGGACUGUUGUGAUUAAUUCCCCGGUAAAGCAUCAUUUAAUCCAUAACAUGGACUGUGAUUUUUACAGAACAUUGUUACGGCCACACCACAGUGAUACCGAUUCAUUUUAUAUACAAGAAAAUGGCUCUAUAUAUUUACCUAAUUUCUUGAAACAUAAAAUGCGCAACCCAGAACAUUUUUGUGUUGAAACUUUUGAAGAUGACAUGUUUGAGAUGCGUAGAAUGACGUCUGCAUUAGUAUGUAUUGACUCCGACGAAAUUGAAGAAGAAGAUACCGCUGCACAAGUUGUAGAUCUUUAUGGGAUGAUAAUAUCUAUGCCAUUCCUUCUAUUAACAUUCAUCGCUUAUGCACUACUACCGGACAGAAAUCUUCACAUGAAAGCUUUAAUGAUUUAUGUUAUCAACUUGAUGCUAGGCUAUUUACUUCUGGUAAUCAUUCAACUUAGUGAAAUCAGGUUUAGUGAUGGAGUCUGUACUGCCAUGGGUUAUUUUUGUGUAUUUUUCUUCCUGGUGUCCUUCUUUUGGAUGAAUGUUAUAUGCAUCGACAUCUGGUUCGCAUUCAGUGGUUUACGAGGUUUCUCUGGUAGCAAGAAAACGGCAGAAAGAAAAAGAUUUUUCAUGUAUUGUGGGUACGCAUUUGGCAUGCCUGUGCUGCACGUCCUGGUUGUCCGUUUAAUUGAUUCAAGCCUUGCCCAAAACUCUGAUUUCAAGCCUGGAAUUGGAACUGGUCAAUGUUUCUUAAAACGAGGCUUCCCUGAACUUCUGUACUUUUAUGGACCAAUGGCAAUUCUGAUUACCAUAAAUAUAAUUUUGUUUACUAUAACUGCGUUCAAAAUUAGGAGUGUUAAGAAAGAAACAUCUAUGUUGAAGAAGGAAGACAGUAAGCGUCACAGUUAUGAAAAUGAUAAGCAAACGUUCAACCUCUACCUCAAGCUGCUGUUUGCCAUGGGAAUCAACUGGUCGAUGGAGAUAAUUUCUUGGGCUGUGAUAUGGGCAGGAAGGGCACCCGAUGCCAUCUGGUACUUAACCGAUUUUUGUAAUGCCAUAUAUGGAGUUUUUAUUUUCUUCAUAUUCGUCUUCAAAAGAAGCAUUUGGAAGUUGCUAAAGAAGCGUUAUUACUCGUUUAUUGGCAAAACACAUUUGGCUCACUCUCUGACGAUGACAAACACAACGAGAGUUACAAGCUACUCUGUUACCAAUUCCUCGGUUCAUGAAAAUCCGCAUGGAGUAGCAAAUGACAGCAGUACGUUAACCAGCUAUGCAUAAAGAAGUUGUUGGAGGAAAUUUGAAAUGUAUUUUUUGUUGUUUUUUUAAUGAUGUUUUAGAGUUUUUAUUUAAACAAAAGGUAAACUCUAUUUCUCGAAAAAUUAUAUUUUUGGUAAAAUGUUUUAGUCAAGAAUUCCUUUUAUAUGAUAAAAGAUAAAUUCGUUUGAAA